GGGGCGAGCGGCGGCGGCGGCUGCCAGGGGGGGCGGCCCCGGGGGGCGGCGGGGAGCGGCCGCCGGGCGCGCAGGGGCUGCGGAACCUGGGCAACACGUGCUUCAUGAACGCGGUGGUGCAGUGCCUCAGCAACACGGCCCCGCUCGCAGAGCUCCUGGCGCUGGGCCGCUACCGCGCCCGCGGGGCCCGCGCCGAGGUGACCCACCGGCUGGCGGCCCUGGUCCGCGCCCUCUGGACCCGCGACUAUACACCGCAGCUCUCCGCAGAGUUCAAGAGCAUCGUCUCCAAGCACAGCGCCCAGUUUCGGGGCAACGCACAGCACGACGCCCUGGAGUUCCUGCUCUGGCUGCUGGACCGCAUGCACGAGGACCUGGGUGCCGCCUCCCUGGCCCCACAGACCCGUGUCUCUGAGCAGCCUGGUGAGGAUGGGAGUGGUGCUGACAGCCCCUCACCGGCCACCCAGCACCCCCAUGGGCAGAGCUUUGUGCAGAGCCACUUCCAGGCUCAGUACAGAUCCUCCCUGACAUGCCCUCACUGCCUGAAGCAGAGCAACACUUUCGACCCCUUCCUGUGCAUCUCCCUGCCCAUCCCGCUGCGCCAGACCAGGGCUCUCAACGUCACCCUGGUGCUGCAGUGCGAGCGCCGGCGGUUCGUGCGCGUGGGGCUGGCAGUGCCCCUGUCGGGCACCGUCGCUGAGCUGCGGAAGAUGGUGGCGCGGGAGGGGUGCAUCCCCCCCGAGCAGGUGAUCCUGGCCGAGGUGUCCCCGCGGGGCCUCCUGCGCUCCCUGGGCGAUGCAGAGGAGCUGGGUGCUGCCGGGGAGGGGGCUCCACUCUACGCCUUCCAGCCCCCCCCUGCCCGCCGCACAGGGUGCAGCCUGCCCGCCUCCCCUGGGGCCGCCCAGCCCGAGGGGCCGCGCCGGGGACCGGCUGCUGCCUGCUCCUCCGACUGCCUGCACCGCGGGGGGGGCGGCCGCAUCCUGCUGCUGCUCUGCAACACGGCGGGCACCGGCCCCCAGCUCGCCAGGUUCGGGCCGCCACUGUUGCUGCGGGAGGAGAGGGGUGCCUCCUGGGAGCAGCUCCAGCAGAGCAUCCUGGCCCAGCUGCGGGCCCUGCUGCAGGGAGAGGUGCAGGCACAGGGCACAGGAGCCCUCUUCCGCAUCCGCCUGGCUGGGGGCCCAGCCCCCUGCACCUACCUGUCCCCACAGGACCCCCGCCCUCUCUGCCACCCUGCCGUCGACAGAGCCCUGCAGCUGAGCGGGGCCGGUGGCCCUCCCCAUGUGAAGCUGACGGUGGAGUGGGAUGCGAGCACCAAAGAGCGCCUUUUCGGCAGCCUCCAGGAGGAGGUGGUGCAGGACGCCGAGAGCGUGCGGCUGCAGCAGCAAGCGCACGGGCAGCAGCACAGCUGCACGCUGGACGAGUGCUUCCAGCUCUACACCAAGGAGGAGCAGCUGGCCCCAGAUGACGCCUGGCGCUGCCCACACUGCAAGGUGCCCCAGCAGGGCACGGUGAAGCUGAGCCUUUGGACACUGCCCGACAUCCUCAUCAUCCACCUCAAGCGCUUUCGCCAGGUGGCUGAGCACCGGCACAAGCUCACCACGCUGGUGAGGUUCCCCCUGCGGGGUCUCGACAUGGCCCCGCACGUGGCGCAGCGGGGCCAGGCUGGCGGGCAGCUCUUGGGGCGCUGGGCCUGGCAGGGCCCCCCCCGGGACUCCCUCUACGACCUGUACGCGGUCUGCAACCACCAGGGCAGCCUGCAGGGCGGGCACUACACGGCCUACUGCUGCAACGCCCUGGAUGGGCAGUGGUACAGCUACGAUGACAGCAGGGUGGAGGGGGUGCCGGAGGCCGAGGUGAGCACCCGCAGCGCCUAUAUUCUCUUCUACCAGCGCCGCAAGGCUGUGCCCACAUGGUCUGCUGGCAGCUCCGUCAGGGGCUCCCCGCUGGCAGAGCACUGGCUGUCCCGCCUGGGCAGCACCACGGGGGACACUGCAGCUGCGCAGCCCUCCCUGCCGGGCACCCACCACACCACUGCUGCGCAGGAGAAAGGUGGCUUCGAGACCAGGCCCUUUGUGCGGGGCGUCCAGCGCCGCAGCCCCAGCGCCCAGCUCCCUGCCACUGGUGGCCGGUCCCCCGAGUGCCAGGCGCAGGGCCCGGGGGAGCUCGUCGCCUACCUGGAGUCGGGGCGCCGGCCCCGCUGCACGCAGCGCUCGCUGCUCCCGCUCGGCACAGGGGGCACCCCCCGAGCCCCCCGCCAGCCCCUGCUGCGGCGAGCGGCCAGCGCUGGUCCUGAGGGGUCCCUGCGUGCGCCCCCCAGGAGCCAGAGCAGGAGGGGCACGGGGGGGCUGCCGCAGGCAGAGCGGGAUGGGGGUGACCCCCCCCCGCCGCUGGCCCCCAGCCUGGCAGCCUUGGUGCACUCACGGAGCUUGGCCAGCCUGCCCCUGCACCGCGAGGGGGGGCUGCGGCGCUCGGCCUCCCUGGGCAGGGGCACAGGGGGGCCCCCCCUGCCCGCCUGGGGUCCCCCUGGGGCCACGCUGCGGCGGGGACAGCAGCUCACGGGCUCCCUGCAGCGCCCGGCCGUGCCCGAGUCCAGCUUCUGAGCCAUGGCCAGGGGGCAUCGCCCUGGGGCCCCUGCCAUGGGGGCUCCCGAGCUGGGGGUGUCUCAA
Neopsephotus bourkii (Bourke's parrot) is the source of this 2663-nucleotide messenger RNA. It is a transcript of the gene USP43, whose product is annotated as ubiquitin specific peptidase 43. Gene Ontology annotation, molecular function: cysteine-type deubiquitinase activity. Bases 105 to 2597 code for a protein of 830 amino acids. NCBI's taxonomy places the organism in Eukaryota, Metazoa, Chordata, Aves, Psittaciformes, Psittacidae. The record is from RefSeq and is a predicted model, not a curated record. The transcript has 15 exons. Gene Ontology annotation, biological process: protein deubiquitination.